Molecule: messenger RNA, 991 nt
Organism: Aethina tumida (small hive beetle)
Lineage: Eukaryota; Metazoa; Arthropoda; Insecta; Coleoptera; Nitidulidae
Exons: 2
Coding region: 234-941 (235 amino acids)
Source: RefSeq, a predicted model, not a curated record
AAUUAUGUGGUGCGAAAGUUAAUUAAUGUAAUUGGAAAACAGUAUUGUUUCCUAAAGGUAUAAAUAUCAAAUUUUAGUAAAAUUCUGGAAACUACAUAAGUGAUUGUCUAUUUUUGUAAAUAAUAAAUAGAUAAUCAGGCAUCAGCAACACUUUAGUUAAAGUGGCUGAUAUGGUAGUUAAAAAAUGAUAUAAAAUAAACGUGGGUUAAAAUAUUUAGAUAGUACUGUUCAAAAUGUUUAAGUUUACAUUGAUAAUAGGACUGGUGGUUUUCGGUGAGACAGUUGCUCUCAAAAAUGACCAUUACGAAGCUGUUAAAGCCCUUAUAGGAAUCUAUAGGUCUCAAAUAUCUGAUACUUUAUUGGAUCUAAAUAACAAAUUGACGAAAUUGCAAGAUCAACUCGAGGAAUAUUCAAUCAAAUUUAUAAAAGAAUCCACAGACGAUUUUAAACCAGAAUUCGACAGAAUUCUAGCAGACUUUGGGGUACUAAAACAAAAUAUUAGCGAGAUUGGUGGCGAUGCUUUGCAAUGCCUGGAUGUUACGGAGAGUGGAAUCACUGGUUUGAUGGAAGAAUUUGUGGAAUCUACCAAUUUUUGCGUGACACUUCAGAAAGAUCAGAAUUUCGCUAACUACAUAAAUAAUAUAAAAUCCGAAAAAGACUUAUCACUUCGAGGUUCCCUAAAAACCUUCGAAAAUCAAUUGGAACAGUGUGGAGAAGAAAACAACACUUGUCUUAUCGCCCUGCAUGAACACCUUCUUGAAGUUGUUAACAAAAUACAUCCAGGAUAUUUUGAUAAGGUUGUAAUAGAUGCUGAAGAUAAGUUGGCUUCUUACGAACAGAUGAUAUACACGGGAUGUUAUUAUGUUGGAAAAGAUAUUCGUUAUGGUGACGAAAUGCUAAAAAGUAUUAGAGAAUGCAUUGAGGAAAUAUCCAAAUUAUAAUUAAUUAUUAAUUGUUCCAGUUUCAAAUAAAUUUUUGUGGAAAAUUUCAA